Molecule: messenger RNA, 3572 nt
Organism: Manduca sexta (tobacco hornworm)
Lineage: Eukaryota; Metazoa; Arthropoda; Insecta; Lepidoptera; Sphingidae
Product: chymotrypsin-1-like
Exons: 5
Coding region: 2656-3513 (285 amino acids)
Biological process (GO): proteolysis
Molecular function (GO): serine-type endopeptidase activity
Source: RefSeq, a predicted model, not a curated record
UUUUAUUGUAUUGUGUCCCAAUAUUAUGUAUUUCUUCAAGCUUACAAGCACAUCCUUCCCCACCCCGCGGCCCCCCACACGUCUCGCUCAUUCCUUGCGGCGCGGCGGCGCGGGCAGUGUGCUUUUAUGUGAUCUUUUACACUAAAAUCUAAUUUGUGUUUCGGCUUUAUAGUAAGUAUACAAAAAUAAAUCUUGUAUAAGUACCUAAUGUUACAUUAUUUUUUCUGUUUCAGUGGUUUUUGAAAGCGAUAUAAUUUAUUAUUAAAAAGAUUUUAUUUUUUGCUUAUUUGUGUUAGUAAGAAAAAGACUGUCUCAAUGAAGCAGUUGUGUAGAGCACGCAGGACGACUAUCGCGCUGAGGUGUUCACCUCUGCCUACCUCUGAGAAAAGGUGUUAUGCUAUAUAUUUGUCGUGGAGGAUGCAUAUUGUUGCGACCUGUUGAUGAUUUUAGACUCUUUAUUAGAAUGCACUCGUAAUACUAACUAUUACAAUACGUAACAUGACUUAUAUACUAAUACGACAGCUCCCCUUUGGGAAAAAAAUGUUAACAAAGUCUUUUUUUUCUUAUAUAAAAUUCUUAUAUUAUUUAAUAUAAUAUGUAUGUAUAACAAUAACGCACAAUACAUAAAAAAACAUUUAACUAUUGUUAGAACCACAAUACAUAUUAAAUUCUAAACUUAUAUAAUACCUUCGGAACGCUUCAUUUGAUAUAAGUAGUCUUACUAAAUACUUUUCUUUGUAUUCUUCAUCAACACAAUAAAAUUUAGUAUUUUUUUCACUUUCUAUCAUAAAACUUACUAUAUUUGGAUUAUUAUUAUCAUUGUAAUGCAAAUACUAAUUACUAUAAUUUUGUCUCAAAUAAAUUUCGCCGCUGUCGGUAAUCGGGUUUUUAAAAUAAAGAUUUAUCGCUUAGCAAGCCACUAUUAAAAUCUAUGUUUUUAAUUAAUUCUAUGGUUGUAGUAUCGUCCUUUGUCAUAACCGGUAAAAAUUGUAAAGCAGUUUCGAAAUCAACAUUUUCUGUCAUUUUUACUUAAAUCAUUCAUGUUUUAAAAACAAACAAAAAAAAUAUUAAACUAUUAAAAGAGAAAAAAAAGAAAUCUUGUUUCUCAUGGUCUUUUUAAAGGCAUGCUUUCAAUGUAAAUUAAUAGUAGAGUCUAUGAUAUUAAGUGUAAAAACGAAUCAAAUUUGAAAUAGAAAAAAAAGAUACAACUUGUAUCUUCUUAAAUAAAUUAUCGAUUAUUUCUUAGAUAUACCGUCAUAUAUAACAAAAUACUUCAUUAUUUUUAAAAACGCCUACUUAUACAACGGCUUAUAGUAACAGGAACAUUUGCCGCAACGUGCAGUCAGGCGCUUCCAGAAAUUGAUUGCAACAUCAUAUUAUCUAGGAUCUGUAUAUUAUGUACCAAGUAACAUAAAAUAUUCUAAAAUACUAUGUACGCUUUAUUUUUAGUUGAUAAAAAUAUAUUAGAAUUUUAAAAAAUUUACAUGUAAUUUGAACCUCGUCCAAUUUAUGUUGCGGUGAUAGCCUAGUUGGGUGUGGAAAGGACUGCCGAGGCGAAAGUACGCAGGUUCAAAUCCCAAGGGCACACAACUCUGAUUUUUCAAAAAAAAAUAUGUGUAUAUUAUUUGUGAACUAUCGCUUGCUUUCACGGUGAAGGAAAACAUUGUGAGGAAACCUGCAUACCUAAGAAAUUCUAUAUCGGAAUUUUGUGAGUGUAUAAAGUCUACCAAGCCGCACUAGGCCAGCGUGGUGGACCAAGGCCUAAUCCCUAUCAAUAGUAGAGGAGGCCCGUGCCCCAGCAGUGGGACAGUAUAUAAUACAGGGCUGAUAUUAUUAUUAUACUUUAGGUUAAAUGCCUUAGCCUUCCACACUAAAGGUUUCUGACAAACUAUAAAAUAUUUAGGUAACUAUAUUGUAUAUUCUGUCAGUCGGUUACUAUAAGAAAUGAAAUGAAAAAAAAAAUUUUUUUGAACCUGUAAAAUGUUAUACAUUAUUUAAAUUCCGUCAAUAUUAACUCUACUACCAAUUCGGAAAACUAUAAUCAUCAGAGAAGAACGAUGGUGUUGCUUUUUUCAAAUUCAGUUUAAGGUACAACCUACAUGAUACAGAGAAGAAAAAAAAAAUACAAUUGGGUGUUUUAUUAUUGUUUAGAGCAGGACAUUUAUAAUAUGCUCACAAAAUAGGUAAUAAAUUAAUUUUAAAUUUUCAUUCAAGUGCACAGCCCUCUCAGAAAUCAAGUAUUAUAUUAUGCUUAUAAUUUUUACUUAUAGUACCCCUAGCAAAUAGAAAUAGUAAGCGAAAUAGGCAGAACAGUCCUCACAAGCAGCAACCGUUCACGAGUAUGAGGCAUGUGCCAGCCAUCAGCCUCCUCAACCAUAUUGUAGGGAAGUGGCCGACCCGUCACACGACGCCGCCGCAGGUACAGACAGCUUCGAUUUCGCUAAUUUCGAGAUCUCGCGAGAUCGCCAGUUUUUCUUCUUGCAAAUAAUCACAAUAUUUGCAUAAAUUCGGAAAAAAAUAAUAAGAAUUACAGGUAUUAUGAAACAAACAUUUAUAUUUAUGAUUUUAUUAAUAAACAUUUAUGUAUUUAACAUUGUUUGACGUAUCCAUCUAUCAUGUUUUUUUUUAUAAACUGAUGUAUCUAAUAACAUAAGAAUGUCCAUCUUCUUCGAGCAUGUGGACCCUAAUGCCCGCAUCGUAGGCGGCACCCAUGCCGCUGAAGGCUCUCAUCCCGACAUGGUUUCCAUAACCCACGGCGUUAUUAUCAGGAAAUUACUUUGCGGCGGCUCCAUCAUCUCCCGCAGGACUAUUCUCACCGCUGCCCACUGCAUCGUGUCCAUCCGUAGCGGCAACAAUGUUACCCGGUUUGUACAUAAUGGAAUUGCUGAUCCUGAAAUGCGCUACGCUUACAUGAGCCAUUAUGUAAAACUCAGUGACAAAUUGUGGUGUUACAGUAACGCACACGCGACUGUUGGCACCAACCAGUGGUUCAGUGGUGGUCAGAUAUACUCUUACAAGGGAUACGUCAUCCACCCCGACUACAACGCCAACACCAUUAAGAAUGACAUCGGUAUGCUCUACACCACAACCGACAUCGUCUGGAACAACGUCGUCAGGCCUAUCUUUAUUAACUACGAGUGGAUCGGAAAAGGGAUGAACUGCAGGGUUGCUGGAUGGGGCAGAAUCAGGAACGGCGGUAUUAUCUCUCGCAACUUGCGCGAACUGAACGUGCAAACCGUCGACGGCAACCAUUGCGUGCGUGAAGUCGCCCGUAUCGCCGCCAGCCUCAACAGGAGCGUACCUUCUGUCGACCCCAACAUUGAACUCUGCACCUUCCACUCUCGCAACCACGGCACUUGCAAUGGUGACUCCGGCAGCGCUCUGGUCCGCGUGGACCGCGGCCAGCAGAUUGGUAUCGAGUCUUGGGGUCUCCCGUGCGCCCUGGGCGCUCCCGACAUGUACGUAAGGCUCAGCGCCUUCAGGAGCUGGGUACAGACCAACACCAUCAACUAAUCAACUCUCUUUUUUCAACCUUAAUUCUACGAGUUCUUCAAUAAAUGAUUUCUAUUUUA